GUAUAAAAAUAUUAAUGAACUCUUGGUCAAACCACUAAAUCAAAUGGACAACCAGUUGAUAUAUGUUUAGUCUAAGUUAAAAUAUAACCGCACAAUGUAAAAUAUAACCGCAUAAAAAUGUAUUACGGAACUGUGUAACCUCCUGUCCAAAACUCACGGUACCAACUCUUUUAUUUGCCGACAGUCACGUAUAUAUAAUAACGAUUAUUCCUUCUUUUUGGCUUUAUAGAAUACGAUUGUCAACCUAUAUUGUUUUAUUAUAAUAAAAUUAUGAUUGCAAUCUAUUACAUUAUAUACUUGAAUCAUCACUAUAAUAUAAGCAUGCUAUUCAGUUACAUAUGCUCAUUUUUUCAGUAAUGUAUUCCAUCCAAAUUAUUUAUAUAUGUUAUUCAACAGUCUCAAUUUUUUUAUGAUAGAAAUAAAUAUUCAUUUAAACUCAUUUAGACAGAUUUUAAAUGGGUUAUUCUGUUAAAAAAUUUAUUAACCGUCAUUUUACUUAAAGUUAGUAAAGACCAUAUUAAUUAUUAGGAUGCAAACAUAUAACUCUAAUAGAUCUUAAAAAAAAGGUAAAGGAUUUAGGUUAAAAAAAGGAUAUAAAUAAGAUGGAUUUUGAGGGGAUUGGAUUUAAUCAUUUUAAGUUAAAAAGGAAUAUAAAAAGGGUCAGUGCUUUUGGAUAUCAUUUUCUGAUUUUGAAUAAAUGUAGUAUGAAACCAGGUUGGAUUUUGAGUCGGGUUUUCUUGGGUUUGGGUGGAUAUUAUUCUCACGUACAAGAACUAGAAAAUUUCUGAAUAUCUGUUAUAUAUGGUUUGCGUUUGGAUAUUUUUAACCAAAAUAACCAAAUUACUCGAUUAGUUUUGGGUGUUUAAUAUGAUUAGCCUAAAUUUACCCAAAAUAAUUAAAAAUUACCAAAAAAUACUCAUGAGAUAUGUUUUAAAUCGGUUAUUUUUAUUCGAAAGUAACCAUCAAUAUAAUUUUGAUUUGGAUAGUUUAUGUUUAAAGCAUCCAUUUUAACCAUUAAUACCCAAAUAACUAAUAUAUUUAAUUUGGAAAAUUUAAUUUCAAUAUUAAUAUUAUUAUAAGUAUACUUAUAAUUAAUAUAUAUUUAUAUGUUUGUAUACUUAUUCGGUUUUUGGUGCUGGUCUGAUUUGAUAUUCAUUUUUCGGAUAUAACACUUUAUUACCCAUUCGAGAAUAUAGGCCAUGUCUACUCAGGUCCACAACCCUGAUUUUUGAUUUCGAGUCAUUUUUUGGGUACAAAUAUUUCUUACUAAUUACAUUAAUAAUUCAAAAUGUUAAUAAAUGCAAGAAACAUAGCUUGAUUUUGUUCAAAUUGUUUUACAUAUUUUAAAUUUCUGUCAAAUAUAUUGCAUAUCAUUCUAAAACCUGAUUACAUUUAUAAUAAUCAAAAAUAUUUCCAUUAGAAAAUUAUAUUUACAAUAAUUUUCAAAAAUAUAACGCUUCUUUUGAACAUUUAAAUGUAGAUACACAAGCAAAAAAAAAAUUUAUGUCAAAUUGUUUUAUAAGUUAUACACCUCUUAUAUUGGGUCAAAAUUUAGAAAACCCUUUUUAAUUGCAUGACAAAUUAUUAUGUGUAAUAAUAAAGUUAUAUAAACUAUUAUAUAUGAAAUAAAAUCAUGAAAAUUUGAUGAAAAACAUAUAAUUGUAUCUAUUUUAUUAGUAAACAAAUUUAUAACUAUACUUUUCCAUUAAAAAAAAUAAAAAUAAUCACUAUUUAGGAAUAAAGUACAAAAUUAAUGUGUGAAAUAGCUAUGGCACAUGUGUAUAGUUUUGCAACAUAAUUCAAUACAAUUAUCAAAACCUCUUACUAACAAUUUUAAAAAUAUUAUACACAAACAUAUAAAUUAAAUUUAUUUAGCAUAUAAGAAAAAAUUACAGAAAAUGUUACAAAGAAACGGGCAUGUGAUUACAAAGAAACAAGUGUAUGCCGGGUCAAAUUUUAAAAUGUUAUUAUUUUAUAAAAUAGAUUUUGAUUAAGGUUUAUACACAAACUAGUAUUAUCUCCCAUGCAUACGCACACUCAUUAUUUUUUAUUUUUUAUUAUAUAACAUAUAUUACAAAUUUACAGUGAAUAUACAUGUUCUUUUGAGAGUUAUUGGUAGACUUAAAAUCUUUUUUGAGAUAUUUAUAACUUAUAACCGCCAAAUAUGGCUCCAAAAUGCAUGUAAAAUAUUGAUCGUUUAAUCCAAAAUCAUUAAAUAUGAAACGGAAAGUUAAUAUCUAGCACAAAUACAAUUAAAAUAUUAGCUUUUAAUUUUGUAGAUAAUUGAUGUCAUUUUGCGCUUUUCUUAUAUAUAUAUAUAUACUUCUGUUUUCUAUCUUGCUAUUUUUAUUUUGUUUUUCAUUUUCAAUACUAUAUUUAUCCUAAAGUUUUUGUUUCUGAAAAAUAUACAAAAAUGUAUGUUGAUCCAAAAAUAAUACGACCAUAAAAAAAAUAAGAAGACCAACCUGAAGUUAGAUACAUGAGUCCUCGUUUCUUCUACCACUCGACUUUUUAAUCCCCACUUUCUAUCUUCUUGUUAUCACAACAUUUUGUUUUUUCUUGAGGUGUUUCUUAAGUUGAUAUGGGGCUUGUAAGUGUGCUUUUAAGGUGAGCUUCUUACUUCUCUUCCUUGAAUUACACAACCACAACGAAUAAUCAUGUGCCAAUACUGAAGAUUUUAAUUUCUAUCAAAAAUAAACAGAAUCAGGUAAAAACAGAGCUGUUUCUUAUAUUUAAAGUUUAAUUUUGGCAUUUACAUUUUUUAUUUAAUUAAAGCGUGACUUGUUCUUUAGUAUAUAAAAUAUAUUAUUACAAAGAAAAAGACAAAUAUGAUUAAAAAGAAAAACACAAAUAUGAAAAUUAAUUUCUAAGAAAAAAACUAAAACAAAAAAAUAUACCCGUCCUAUCAGAAUCUAGUAGAUAUAAUAAGUUAAGAACAUGUUUCCUAUGCUUUAGGCAAGCGAUGAGGGGCAGGUCCGUAUAAAUGGCAGAGUCAUGCACGUAGUGUCAGGAAGCAACCGUCUUUCGUCGUUCACAUGGACCAAAAUCUUUUGAUGUGGGCAACAUAGUCAAUAUGAACCAGUAUAAGUCGAUGACCAAAAAAAAGGCAGAGCCAUGCAGUGGGAGGGGGUGACUCCCUAUGACUUUUUACAAAAAGAUAAAUUUAGCUUAUGUACGUGUUUUAUGCUAGAACAUUUGGUUAAAAUUCUUUAGUUUUAUACUAGUUCCAAUCUUUUUUUACCCAUUAAUAUUUUUAGUUGUAUUAUACACUCAUUUAAAAAAUGAACCCUAUAAAAAAUGAUGCUAGCUCCACCACUAGUCUGUAUGCCUAGGACUGAGACUUAUUAUCUCGAUUCGGAUCCGCUCUGAAAAUAAGAUAUUCGAGUAUCCAGAUUCUGAUAGUAAGAUUUUGGAUUCAGUAAAACCAGAUCGAGAUGUCUUGAUUUUUUCCAGAUCCGGAUAUGUAUUUCUAUGAUAUAAUAAAAUUUUAAUUUAAUUAAUAACAAUAUUUGAUAUAUUAAUAUUUAUAAAUAAAAUUAGUUUCAUAAUAUUAUAUUUUAAUUUUUAUAAUAUUAGAUACAUAUAUAUUUAUAAAUCUUAUAUAAAUAUUUAAUUUAUGUAUUAUUUUAAAAUUUUAGUAUUUUUAUUUCUAUAAUAAUUUUUACGGACCCAGGUCCGGAUUUGAAUCUCCGCGACUAGUAUAAUAUUUAGAAGAUAUCUGAAAUUUGGAUAUAUAGAAGCCAAAAAUCUGGAACCGGAUACUCUAAAUUUUUUGGAUAUUCGGACCCGUCCUACCAUUAUGUAUGCCUGCGAAAAAAAAAUCUUGUAACAUCCUUGUAUUGAUAUUAAGUAGAAAAUGCAUAUUCUUUAUAAAUUAUUAUAGUUAAAAUUGUGCUCUGUCAUGGUAAGAUAUUAUGAAAUCAACCUUAAAAAUUAGAGAAAUGAAUUGAAACACCAUAAGUUGACUAUUAUUUUUUUAGAAAUGAUUAAAUAUAUAAUUAUUUGUGAAUGAAAAAUAUGAAAUGAAAGAAAUGAAAUUAAAAAUAAAAUAAAAUGUGAGUUUCAUUCAGUUCACUUAUUCACACAUAAAUAAAACAAAUAUAUACUUUUUGUUUCGUUCUAAAAUAUUUUAUGGAAUUCUAUGAACAGUAAAUUUUAAAUAGAAUUAUCCUACGAAAUAUUCCCUACGUUUCAUAAAGUUAAAUAUUCUUGAGAAAAAAAAUUGUUUCAAAAAGAUCUAUUUUUGUAUUUUUAAUGCAUAUUUUAUUAACUAAUUGUAAACUUAAAAAAACUUAAUUAAACUUAUUGGAUUUUUAUUGUUUAAAAUUAUGAAGAAAGAUAAUUAAAAAAAAUUAUAUAAAUUUAAUGUAUUUUAUUAAAAUGUGUGAAAAAUCUAAAAUAUGUAACAUUUUGAAACUGAUAGGGUAACAUUUUUUGUAAGGGAAAAAGACUGAAAUUUGACGCUAAGACGAGGGCUUGACUCGUUCAAUGGGGGCGUACGUGGGUCCUACAAAAGCUUUACUUAGGUAUAAAAGUCAUAAUAAACACAUUACAAUAAAAGUAAUCAACACACACACACAAGAAUAUUCUUCUCUUUCCCAAUGUCCGUACAAAAGGUAUAAUAAACAAACAAAAAAACUUAAAACGCGUAAAAAAUUUCUAAUUUCACUCGGAGACACCAAUCUCUACUUCAACAAAUAAUUAAUGCCAACCAGUCUGCAUAUAAAAGCAAAUAGUUUGUAAUAACAUAUAUCUACAAAUAAAACGAGGUUUCCUUUUGUAGCAACACAUACAACAAUGGCGAAGGAGCUUACAGUUGGGUUUCGCUUCUAUCCCACGGAAGACGAACUGAUUGCGUUCUACCUAAGAAACCAGCUCGAAGGAAGGAGUGGUGACACAAUACACCGUGUCAUCCCAGUUCUAGAUGUCUUUGAGGUCGAGCCAAGUCAUCUUCCAAAUAUUGCGGGAGAUAGAUGUCGAGGAGAUGCUGAGCAAUGGUUCUUCUUCGUGCCAAGACAAGAACGCGAAGCAAGAGGAGGCAGACCGAGCAGAACCACUGGUUCAGGGUACUGGAAAGCAACUGGGUCACCUGGUCCAGUCUUUUCGAAAGAUAACCGAAUGAUUGGAGUCAAGAAAACUAUGGUUUUCUACACUGGAAAAGCACCAACAGGAAGAAAAACAAAAUGGAAGAUGAAUGAAUACAAAGCCGUUGAUGAAACGUUCAACGUUUCCACAGUCCAUAAGUUGAGACAUGAAUUCAGCUUAUGUCGGGUCUACAUAACAUCAGGAAGCUCAAGAGCUUUUGAUAGACGCCCAAUGGGAUUUUUUCAGGCAGAGAGAAUGCUUACACGUGAUGUUGCAGUUGGUGAGAGAUCAGUUCGCGUGGAAAGCUCACCAGAAGCUUCGAUGUCAGAAGGAGGACAUGGUUAUCUCUCUGUGAAUGGUGAGAUGGUUGAUGGUUUAACUAAACCAAUUUGGGAAUGGGAACAGCUGAGUUGGCCUUGAAGCUUGCGAGAUUCAUAAUCAAGCAAAUUGAAGUUACGUACUGGUUUUUUGUCACAAAAAAAAGUUACGUACAUUAUUACGUAGUUGAAUUUAUGACCAGAAAGAUUUUUUUUUUUUGAGCAAUAAUUUGAGCAAGAAUAACUGACAAAAGGUAACUUUCUUUAAUUUCGUUUUCUUAGAGAAUGUAAAGUCAUCGAGCAUUUAGAACUUUAGAAACUCAAAUGUCAAAACCGUGAAAUUAGCUUAAUUAAGACGAAAAAGUCAACAAAGAGGAAAAAAUAAGGGACAGAAACAAACCAAAGAUUAAAUUACCAAAAUAAUACUCAAUCCGUUCCACAAAAAUAGACUUUUUAGUAUUUUCACGCAUAUUAAGAAAACACAUUAAAUUACCAUAAUAAAUGUAUCGUUUUCUGUAAUUUUAAAUUUUCAAUAAUUUUUAACUAAUUGAAAUUUAAUAAAGUCAAUUAAUUUUCUUGAAGUUUGCAAUAUUUUCAUAAAAAACACAAAAAAAUACAUCUUUGUGAAACAAUUUUUUUUUUCUAAAAAAUCUAUAACUAAGGAACGGAUGAAGUAUUAUAUAGCAAGUAGGCUUUGAUAGGCAUAAAGUAGAAAAAAAAAACAAUUUACUUGAUCAUGUUUCAAUACCAAAUAUAAACUUUACAUAAACGAAAGGAGCCAAAAGAACAAAAUUGUUUUUUUAUAUAAGCGUUAUCAUAAAGGUUGAAUGUGGACAACGACUAAAAAGAAUUUUUGGUCGUCGAUAGUUUGUCGUUAAAGAAAAACAAGUUUUGGUUCUCUUACAUAUAUAUACUAAAAUUAUCAUAUGAUUAGGACAUCACCCAUGGAGGCUAUGCAGUAAAAUUAUAAACACAUGCUUCGAAUUGUAAUUCUAUUCACGAACUUAUAAACUGAGGCUGAGGUUGAAAUCAAGCUCGACAAUAUGUUUAUAUAUAUAUAUAUCUGUUGAUAUAUUCCUUCAAACCUAUAGAAUAUAAAACCCUUAGAAAAACUAUUACAUUAUGCGGGCUCAACGUGAUGAAAGUUGUGAAUCAGAGUACCUAGUAGGUAAACAAGUCAAAUAACGGUAUUUAGCCGUCAAUUUAAAUGAUUGGUUUACGUCUACACCAUGUGUGUGCAGUGUGCACGUACGUGAGAGAUGAUUAAAUUGUUGUUUUGGAAAAGUUAGUACCAUCAACGUUAUAAGUUCAUCUCUAACAAGUAGUCAAGCCUCCUUAACCAUGCGCAGCAACAUUAAUGCAAUAAUGACAUAUUCGGACAAGGCGACAACAAGCAAUCCCCAGGAAAUGAGGCAACACGAAAAUCACUAUUUUGUAAUAUCUGUAUACUUGCCAUACUAUAAAGGUUGAAAAGUGGACCAAGACUAAAAGGUUUUUUUUUUUUGGUCGUUGCUUGCUUGUUUUUGGGUAUUCUUUUAUCAUUUCAUCCGGCUGGAAGAGUUCCUCUAAUUGUAUGAAUUUUUCUAAAACGCUUUUUUUUUUAAAUAUAAUUCAAGAAAGUUUCGCAUUAUCUAGUAUUCCACAAAUUAGUAAUCCAAGUUUUUAAGCUUUUAUUACAGCAGAGAGAGAUCAACCAGGACAAAAAAGAUUAUAGAUGUAAAAUAAAAAAAGGAAUUAAUGCUUUUUUUUUGUGAUUUUGAAUCUGUGAAUUGUUAAUGAACCUACCACAUUUGUUGAUUCUAUUAAAUCUACUAUUGCUAUCGAGCAUGAGUUUCUAUUCUAAUUCGAAUAGAAUGUAUUGAGCCUACAAUCCAUUUUAUUUUUUCGAUCAAUACUAAAAAACUUUUAAAAAAAAUUAAAUAUGAUUUUAUUUUCGACACGAAUAAACUGUCUUUUUUCUAUCAAAUAUAUCAAAAAACAAGUAUAAAAGAAUAGAUGAAUGUUCAAUUGAAAAAAAGCAAUUCUUUAGUUUUUUUCUUUCUACUGCCAAAGUAUUUAGUCUUUAAACUUUCAAAUGAAUUCAUUUCAAAACACUUCAAUUGGUACACGUAAGAAGUAAGCCAAUUCAACAGCUUUUUGCUCAAUUUCUCGUGUAAUAAAAUUCUCAUCAGUACGAAUUAAAAGAAUAUCCCAUUGACCUCGAAUUUCCAUAUAAAGUACACGCCAAGCAGAAACACCCUCUUUAACUUCGAUUCGGAUGGACUGAAUAUCUUUCAUGAGGAAUCGUAAAAAGAUCCGACGACUUUUUCCAGGAAAUCCCCAACGAAAAUAUGUACUAUCCCUUCUUUUCGAUCAUAACCACUACCCACGUUCCACAAAAUAGUGCAAAACAAAUAGAAACUAAUAAAGAGACCUGCGAUCCCAUAGAAAGACAUCACAAUCCCUUGUGGAAAAUAUGAUUUGCUGAGACGCAACUAAUGAUAUAAAAUUUCUACCAAGAUAACUGAAAGUUUCAACCAAUAAGAAUCCCAAUGAAGCUAAAAAUAAGAUAAAUGCCCAACAUAAAUUACAUGUUUUUCGAGACCCUGUUACAAAUUCUAUCCAUAGAGAUUCUGAUCGCCAACUCAUAUAUAUUUGAUCCAGUUAUACAAUUUUUUGGAAUUGAGAAAAUAUGACUUUCCUUUUUUUGUUUUCAAAGUAACUCUCAUCAACUAUAAAUAUUUUGUUGUGAACCUUUACCUUAAGAGUAAUUCAUAAAAUUGUUUAUAUCUAAAAUAAUAACAUAUCCUUCCUUUAUAUGAUCCCCUAUAACUAUAUACAUACAAAUAAAUACAUUGACUUGAAUUUCAUACAGCAGUCGGAUGAUGAUCCAUUUUUCAAAAGAGUGCAAAUUGAGUUACUCCAUAUAAUACGGUUACACAUGCAUAAAAGCUUUUUUAGUUAUGUUUGUAGGAAUAUAUGUGUUAUACAAUCUUCUAUCAAAUGAGUCUUAUCAAAUUGACUUUU
Molecule: messenger RNA, 8408 nt
Organism: Brassica rapa (field mustard)
Lineage: Eukaryota; Viridiplantae; Streptophyta; Magnoliopsida; Brassicales; Brassicaceae
Product: NAC domain-containing protein 90
Biological process (GO): regulation of DNA-templated transcription
Molecular function (GO): DNA binding
Source: RefSeq, a predicted model, not a curated record